Suillus subaureus is the source of this 693-nucleotide messenger RNA. RefSeq lists its product as uncharacterized. The record is from RefSeq and is a predicted model, not a curated record. Lineage: Eukaryota; Fungi; Basidiomycota; Agaricomycetes; Boletales; Suillaceae. The transcript is spliced from 3 exons. The coding region runs from base 1 to 693 and encodes 230 amino acids.
AUGAGUCCAGAGUACGAGAACAGCCAGGAAGGUGCACGCUACCUUGGGCAGGCAGCAAAUCACGCGAAAAACGCGAAGAGCAAUCUGCAAAUAAUCUUCCCACAUCAACUGGUGAACGUGAACCUCGCGAAAAGCGCGACCAUUCAGGAAAUUACCCCUCGUCUGCCACUAAUAUUUGGUGUUAUAGAGUUAUCACGAUUCACAAUAUUGAUUCUUCUCCUCGGAUUUCUUGUAGCGACCAUCAUCUACCACCGUGAAGUGGGGAUUCUUGAACACCCAGAAAGCAAGACAGCGCGUCUCAGAGGCUCAUAUGCAAAAAGUCUAGAGCUUGGAGCCAAGGCCGAGUCAGGAGCCCUUACUGUCGAUAUGAUAGUAGACGACACACGGGAGACCAAGGAAGCGGGCGCCCAGGGGCCCGCCCCAAGGAAGGACACGAUGAAAUACGAAGAGAAACUAGCGCAAAUAGAUGAGGACAAAGAUCAGAACAAGGAAGAUAUAUUCACCAUUCAACCUCUCAGGGCGUCCACCACCUCGCUCGAGAAGCGAAAAACUAUCAGUCGUUCCCUGAACACUUCUUCCAACACUGGGAUGGAUGUGCCGUCUCCCCCCCUCUGCACGAUCCUGUCACCGUCGGAGCACUCUGCCCACAAUUCUACGGGUACUGUGCGCCUGAUGAUCCAACUGACGCAAUGA